CUUUUAGUCCUCGCUAACAACAUUGAAAUUAGUUUUGUCAAUUUCAAUACAAAAACAGAUCCCCUUCUAAAUUAUUGUAGCUUCCAAUUUUAUUUUAUUUUAUUUUUAUUUUUAUUUUUAAAAAUACACAAAAAGACUCCUUUUGCUGAACGCUAAUUUUCUGAAAAGUCAGCUAACUUUUUCUUUCACAGCACCUUCAGAUUUUCAACUCUGCUCUUUGUUGAGUUUUUGUUUUCAUAUCUAUGGAAUUUGAUUGAAUUUCUGUAUCAAAUAAUGAAAACCAAAGACAUCAUCAAGAGCAUGAUGAAACCUUUGAAAUUCUACACUCACAAAGAAGGAUCAAAAGAAGCAGAUUUGCAGAAGAUUGCAGCCCAAGAACAAAAGCAAUUUUCCUUUGACACAUUAGUUAAAGCAACUGAUAAAUUUCAUCCUUCUCACAAGCUUGGUGAAGGGGGUUUUGGUCCUGUUUUUAAGGGUAAAUUAUUGGAUGGAAGAGAGAUAGCGGUUAAAAUGCUGUCACAGCAUUCGAGACAAGGGCAAAAGGAGUUCAUCAAUGAAGCAAAGUUGUUGGCUCGUGUGCAGCAUAGGAAUGUUGUGAAUUUGUUGGGGUAUUGUACACAUGGUGAAGAUAAGCUUCUUGUUUAUGAAUAUGUCUCUAAUGAGAGCCUUGACAAACUUCUCUUCAAACCAGAUAAGCGGCAACUACUUGAUUGGAAGAAACGGUAUGAAGUUGUAGCAGGCAUAGCUAAAGGAUUGCUUUACCUUCAUGAAGAUUCACAUAGUUGCAUCAUUCAUCGCGACAUCAAAGCCAGCAAUAUCUUACUUGAUGAUAAAUGGAUCCCUAAAAUUGCUGAUUUUGGCAUGGCUCGCCUCUUUCCUGAAGACCAAACACAUGUAAAUACUAGGGUUGCGGGUACCAAUGGUUAUAUGGCUCCGGAAUAUGUCAUGCAUGGGCAUUUGUCAGUGAAAGCUGAUGUAUUCAGUUUUGGAGUGGUGGUGUUGGAGCUGAUUAGUGGUCAGAAGAACUCUUCAUACAACCUAGCCCUUGAUACUCAUAAUUUACUUGAAUGGGCUUACAAGCUUUUCAAGAAAAGUAAAAGUCUGGAAGUGCUGGAUCCAUCAAUAGCAAGCACAGCGGAUGCUGAACAAGUAGCUCUAUGUGUUCAAAUUGGGCUAUUGUGUACUCAAUCAGAUCCCAAUUUAAGGCCAUCAAUGCGGCGUGUGGUGGUUUUGCUGUCAAAGAAACCAACAAGUCUGGAAGAGCCAACCAGGCCAGGCUUCCCCGGUUCAAGGUAUCGGAGGUCUCGACCUCCAGGGGCAUCAUCAUCUCAAACUGCUUCUACGGGUGCAUCUUCCUCAACCAAAACAGAUGGCACUCAUGGCACCACCAGUACGAUGACUGUUACUGCUACUACCACCACUGCUAGGAGUCUAGGGUCAGAUCCUCGUGGUAAACGGCCUGUGGGAUAGCGUGAAUAAUAUUUUUCAAGGAUAAUUUAGUAGAAAUAGUGAAAGAAAGAGAUAAGUUAAAUAGAAGGGAGUAGGAGCUGAUCGUUAUUCUUUUUUAAAUUGUGUAAAUAGUUUGUUAUUUUGUUGUUUUAAUACUUUCUAGGAAUGUAAAUGAAAUUAAAUUGAAAGAGAGUAGGAACAUAUUCCUGUAGUUUGUUUUCGUAAUUCAAUUAAUUUAUAGCAUUUUUUUAA
Messenger RNA from Spinacia oleracea (spinach), 1701 nucleotides. RefSeq names its product cysteine-rich receptor-like protein kinase 43. NCBI's taxonomy places the organism in Eukaryota, Viridiplantae, Streptophyta, Magnoliopsida, Caryophyllales, Amaranthaceae. Gene Ontology annotation, biological process: protein phosphorylation. The record is from RefSeq and is a predicted model, not a curated record. The transcript has 6 exons. Gene Ontology annotation, molecular function: ATP binding; protein kinase activity. The coding region runs from base 274 to 1470 and encodes 398 amino acids.